Molecule: messenger RNA, 2139 nt
Organism: Onthophagus taurus
Lineage: Eukaryota; Metazoa; Arthropoda; Insecta; Coleoptera; Scarabaeidae
Source: RefSeq, a predicted model, not a curated record
UUCAAUUUUAUUCUUCAUCCCCCUCGAACGAAACCUAUCGAUUUUACAACCCCAUGAAGGCCAAGUUGACCUGGAGCAUGCCCAGAAAUCGCCAUCAAAAUCAUUUUCGCUGCGUUUCGACACUUUGUUGAUGUUCAUUUAAAUCGGUUUUUGAAUAAACUUUCAAAGUGACAAGAAUAAAUAAUCUACACACAAAGAAAUGUGGGAUGAAAAAAUUCGAAAAUAAUUAUAUCAUCGAUGGGAAGUUUACCAAAUCUGACUGAUUUGGGACGAUGCUCGAGCGAGACUUUAUCGAGAUAUCGGCCGAAUUCGAUUCCUGGACAUCAACAUUAUUGUUUGCAACCAAAUGUAUGUGGGUUGUUGACUCCGGAGGAAAGGAAUCGGGUUUUACAUCGACAUUCGGGGUAUAAUAACCGAAAUCAUGGAAAAUCGCAGCAUUUAACCAGCAUUUAUGAUGAUGAGCAAACAGUUGGAUAUUCCCCAGACUCGUCGAGAUCAACUCGAAACGCGAUUAAACGAAAAGAUUCUUUGGCAAGUUCGAUCGGGGCGACAUCCGUUCGUCGAUUAAUAGCCGUCGUUCGAAACACAAGCAGCAAAUUAGGCCCGGUUUACACCCGACGAGUUUUAAUAAAAAACCUAAUCAUAUUUUGUUUAUCACACGCGAUCCUAACAUGGACAUUCCUACCAUUCUUAGCACUACAAUCAAGCGUCUCAAUUUGGAUCAUCCCCUUCGAAAAAAACAACUUCCCCAUCAGCAUUAAUUCGGGCGCAUUCCUCUUAAUGUUUUUAAACAUCCUCGGCGCGAUUUCCUCGAUAAUCGCGCCGUUUUUUUUAAGAAAAUUCGGAAAUAAUUCGAUUUUAUUUAUAUCGUAUUUAAUUUUAGUUCUAUUUUACGGGUUUCAUAUUUACCCGGUUCUUUAUUUAAUAAUCCCCGUUUAUUUGUUGUUCGGAUUGAGUUUGGGUCCGCUGUUUAUUUCGAAAGCUUCGUUUAUUAUGACGAUUUCGAGCCGGUUGAGUCAAAUUCAUUCGGAGGAUGACGAGGAGUCGCAAUUUUUACGAAAAACUUGUUUGGUUCGGAGAGUUUCGAGAAGUUUUCAGUUUUCGCACGAUUUGGGGUUUAUUUUUGGGUCGAUUUUUUCGGCUUUGAUUAUUAAUUUUAGUUUUAAGAAUCAGAUUUUUGAGGGGAAUUCGAAUUCGAGUUAUAAUCGGGUUAUGGAUGAAAUUUUUGAUUUGGAUGAUUUUGAAGAUCGAUUAUGUGGAUCCACCGCUUGUCCGAGUCGAUUUCAAUUGGUUAAUUCAAAUUUUUCAGUCAUUCCUGAAAACACUGCCACUGUUUUGAUUAUUUCUUACGCUUCGAUUACUUUUUUGGGGGUCAUUUUAAUCGUUUUUUUGGAUAAAAUCAAAACGUUCAUUUUACAAGACCCUUUAGAACGAUCAGAAGGUUACGCAGCUAUUCGAGCUGUUAAAGAGAGCUUCAAAGACUUUCGCCUCCAACUUUCAGCACCUCUAAGUCUAUUUAUUGGGCUAGAACAAAGCUUUAUGUAUUCCGAUUUCAGCAAGUCCUACGUGGUCUGCACCCUAGGAAUUAACCGCCUAAAUUGGGUUUUCCUCUGCAUGGGGCUCUUACAAUCAAUAGCUGCAUUCACUUUAAGCAUGCUGAUGAGGAGCGUUAAGCGAUAUUACUUAAUCGGAGUUGGAUUCACCUUCCAUUGUUGCCUCCUCUUAGUCCAAAUGCUUUGGAAACCCAUCAACGACGACCCAGCUCUAUUCUACGUCAUUUCAGCAGCUUGGGGAGUCUGCAACGCCAUCUGGGAGAUGCUCAAUUACACAUUCCUAACUAGUUUGUACAUAAACAAUUUCGAAGCAGCCUUCGCAAAUCAAACCUUUUUUAAAUUCUUGGGAUUAUCCCUAGGAUUUGGAGCUCAUUGCCUCCUUUGUAAUUGGAUAAAAGUGUAUCUUCUAGGCUUCGGAUUGAUUUUGGCGGCAAUUCCGAACAUUUGGUUGGAAAUGAAAUUGGAGGGGGCGAAAAGGUUGAGGAAUAUCAGCCGGUUAUGACAGUUCAUCGUGAAGCGGGAUAAGUUUAGAUGAAUAAUUUGAGAUUUGUAUAAAAGAAAAUAAUAAAAAAAAGUUUAUUUACAA